Molecule: messenger RNA, 462 nt
Organism: Funneliformis caledonium
Lineage: Eukaryota; Fungi; Glomeromycota; Glomeromycetes; Glomerales; Glomeraceae
Source: the annotation of a GenBank genome assembly
AUGAGAAACUUAACUAAUGAAGAUCAAGAAGUUGAAUUUAGAGCAGUUUUAUCAAAUUCAUUAUUAGCAAGAAUGUUUCAAGAUAAUAUUAAUUAUGCUGAUGAAGAUAACGUCACUAAAUUAUUCAUCACAGGUUGUCCUACUCACAUUGAUGACAACUUUGUAUAUAUCAAAUACUGCUUACUAUUAGUAGGCUCUCAUUAUUAUAUGGUAUUCAAAGAUUGUGAUCAUUACUCAAUACAUCAAGAAGAUGCAAAGAAAUUAGAAUCUGGUUUUUAUAAGUAUUUUCUUACACUACCUCACAGUCUUUAUAUCUCAAUUCUAAUUAAAUUCAAGGAUAAAUACGUGGAUGUCCUUCAUACAGUUCUUUUAAUUAGAGCUCUACAUAAACUUGCGCUUACUAGAUUUUUUGCUCAUUUUAAUCCUGCAUUUGUAGUCACUCCUCAACCUUUUGUUUCAUGA